AUGGGAGUGAAGGUUAAUAGUCGGCAGCUACACCAUUUGCGCCUUGCUGAUGACACCGUGCUGAUAACACCUAGCCUCAGCCAAGCGGAACGAAUGCUGACCGAAUUCGAAGAAACAUGUACAUGCUUCGAUCUUCAACUAAAUCUGCAGAAGACGAUGUCAGUGCGUAACGGAUUGGUCUCGGAUCCCUCAUUCACGCUCGAAGGAACGAACAUAUCCAAAUGCACCAGCUACGUUUAUCUUGGUCGUGAAAUGAACAUGAUGAACGACCUGACCCCCGAGCUGGGCAGGAGAAGAUGA
This is a messenger RNA of Necator americanus (New World hookworm), 300 nucleotides long. RefSeq lists its product as uncharacterized. Bases 1 to 300 code for a protein of 99 amino acids. NCBI's taxonomy places the organism in Eukaryota, Metazoa, Nematoda, Chromadorea, Rhabditida, Ancylostomatidae. The transcript has a single exon. The record is from RefSeq and is a predicted model, not a curated record.